AGCAAUAGUGGAGGCAGGCUGAAAAUCAGUCCCAGCCAUACUCAGCUCAAAGAAAUUUUUCACAGAGAGCUCUUCAAAGCUCCUGUUCUCAGAGAAGCAUAAGAAAGGGACUGUUUUGUGCUCACAGUGUGUGUGGGCUUUAUGAAGAAAAAAAUUUGUGGCCUUAUGUGAACAGAGUAUGCUGUAUGCAGAUUUGGUGGGCAAAGCUACAAAAUGAAAUCUACUCAAGGGGCUCAUAUAAUCAUAUGGUCAAUUUCAUGUUGGAUCAACAAACAUUCAGGAGCCCAGUACUAUGUGCCAGGCUCUGAAUUAGAACUGGUGAGUAACAAGAAAAAUAAAGCAAAGUCCCUGCUAUGGAGGAAUUCAGUCUAAUGGGGAAGAUAGACAUCCAGGGCAAGAAGUGCUAUGCUUGAGCAAAAGUCAUCCGGGAAGGCAUUGUUUAACCUGAGUUGCAGCCAUCUAAAUCUUGCUGAAAAGGAAUAUUUUGGAUUAGAAUUCUGCAGCCAUUCUGGAAAUAAUGUUUGGCUGGAGCUUUUGAAGCCCAUAACAAAGCAGGUAAAAAAUCCUAAGGAGAUUGUUUUCAAAUUUAUGGUGAAAUUUUUCCCAGUGGACCCUGGACAUCUGCGGGAAGAACUUACAAGGUAUCUUUUUACUCUUCAAAUAAAGAAGGAUUUGGCUCUAGGAAGGCUUCCAUGCAGUGACAACUGUACAGCGUUGAUGGUAUCUCACAUCUUACAAUCAGAACUUGGAGACUUUCAUGAAGAAACAGAUAGGAAGCAUCUGGCACAAACUCGGUACUUACCAAACCAAGACUGUUUAGAGGGCAAGAUCAUGCACUUUCAUCAGAAGCACAUUGGCAGGAGCCCAGCUGAAUCUGACAUUCUGCUACUGGACAUAGCAAGGAAGCUGGAUAUGUAUGGCAUCAGGCCUCACCCCGCCAGUGAUGGUGAAGGGAUGCAGAUUCACCUGGCUGUUGCUCACAUGGGAGUACUGGUGUUACGGGGAAAUACAAAGAUCAAUACUUUUAACUGGGCUAAAAUCCGCAAGUUGAGUUUUAAGAGAAAGCAUUUUCUCAUCAAACUUCAUGCCAAUAUCUUGGUGUUGUGCAAGGAUACCUUGGAGUUCACCAUGGCCAGCCGAGAUGCCUGCAAGGCUUUCUGGAAGACUUGUGUGGAAUACCAUGCUUUCUUCAGGCUUUCGGAAGAGCCCAAAUCAAAGCCCAAAACCCUACUCUGCAGCAAGGGUUCCAGUUUCCGCUAUAGUGGACGAACCCAAAGGCAACUUUUGGAAUAUGGGAGAAAAGGGAGGCUGAAGAGCUUGCCAUUUGAAAGGAAACAUUACCCAUCUCAGUACCAUGAACGACAGUGCAGGUCCUCACCAGACCUCCUCUCUGAUGUGUCAAAACAAGUGGAAGAUUUGAGACUAGCAUAUGGUGGUGGCUACUACCAAAAUGUGAAUGGAGUGCACGCAUCUGAGCCAGUGCUGGAGAGUAGGAGGAGGAAUUCUGCAUUGGAGGUGACAUUUGCAACUGAGCUGGAGCAUUCCAAACCAGAGGCGGAUCCCACAUUGCUACAUCAGUCCCAAAGCAGUUCCUCUUUCCCUUUUAUUUAUAUGGACCCUGUCUUUAACACUGAGCCCAAUCCUAACCCUGAUCCCAGAGACAUUUUUUCAGAGAGGAGUUCUCUAAGCUCCUUCCAAACAAGCUGUAAGUUUUCUGGUAAUCACAUGAGCAUAUAUUCUGGCCUCACAAGCAAAGUGCGUCCAGCAAAGCAGCUAACUUACACGGAUGUGCCCUAUAUUCCUUGUACAGGUCAGCAGGUUGGUAUUAUGCCUCCCCAGGUCUUUUUUUAUGUGGACAAGCCACCCCAGGUGCCCAGAUGGUCCCCAAUUAGAGCAGAGGAAAGGACAAGUCCACAUAGCUAUGUAGAGCCCACUGCAAUGAAGCCAGCUGAAAGAAGCCCAAGGAAUAUCAGAAUGAAGAGCUUUCAGCAAGACCUGCAAGUACUCCAAGAAGCUAUAGCCAGGACUAGCGGUAGGAGCAACAUCAAUGUAGGUCUAGAAGAGGAAGACCCAAAUUUGGAAGAUGCAUUUGUAUGUAACAUUCAAGAGCAAACCCCUAAAAGGUCCCAGAGCCAAUCAGACAUGAAAACUAUUCGUUUUCCUUUUGGGUCAGAAUUUAGACCUUUAGGGCCUUGUCCUGCUCUCAGUCAUAAAGCAGACCUGUUUACGGAUAUGUUUGCAGAGCAGGAGUUGCCAGCAGUUCUAAUGGAUCAAAGUACAGCAGAAAGGUAUGUAGCUAGUGAAUCCAGUGAUUCUGAAUCAGAGAUUCUUAAACCAGACUACUAUGCUUUGUAUGGCAAAGAAAUAAGGUCACCCAUGGCCAGAAUCCGCCUGUCUUCUGGUAGUCUACAGUUAGAUGAAGAAGAUGAAGAUGCUUAUUUCAACACACCAACUGCUGAAGACAGGACUUCACUAAAACCAUGUAAUUACUUUUUAGCUUAAAAGUGUGAACCUAUGGACAUUUCUGAGCCAGUUCCAUGUUACCGACUUAGGCAGAAAAUAAUGAAGUUGUAGAAACCAUUUUCUUGGUUACUACAUAUUCAUUGGUAUUAAGGAAAUCUCAUUUUGGAUGCCUGCCUUAUGAAAGAUCCAGCUGUUGCCUCAUUCCUUGAGUUUCACUCUUCCAUUACCUCUGAAGGGACUUUAGAACAUGCCCUCUCCUCACCAGCACUGUGGCAAGGCAAGGUGGGUAUUUGUCAUCUCCACUGCAUACUUCCUCAUAGAGACAUUGUGAGUGAAGGUCAGGCUCUUCAAUGCUGAAGAAUGGUGACAGUAUGGGUUGGCAUAUGGAAUUAGCGUCUAAUGGCAUUUAGUGAUUUAGUAGAUUGUGACUGUGUUGAUCUUUGUGCUCUUAAACAACACUGAACAAAUAUUUCAGUCUUUACUAUUUGUGUGGGGCCCAGUAGAAAUGGUCUUGUAAUAUGCUAAAUACUUCCAUUUUUAUAACAUAUAAAAGCAGAGCAUGGCCCUCCUACAGCCUCAGGAAGGAGGUGGUGGCAUAGAUCCUCUCAAGAGAAUACAGGUUUAGAAUUAAUCUAGGACUUGGCAGAAUUCUAAACCUAGGAAAUUCAUGAAUUAAAUCAAUUUCUAGAGCCAGACAUAAACCAGAUGAAAGUAUCAUGUUGUUUUACUUAUAACUUCUAUAUUCUUAUCUACUAUAUCUAGUAAAAGAGAAACAUUAUCAGGUCAGUUUGUUUAUCUAAUAUUUCCUGCCAGAAUUUAUUUUUUGUCAUAGCUUCUUGCAUGUAUGCAGGCCAGGAAAUGAAUGUUAUUGUAAUAAAGUGUGAUGGAAAAUCCAGGUAAUUAAAAAAUAAAUUAUAACUA
This is a messenger RNA of Homo sapiens (human), 3384 nucleotides long. It is a transcript of the gene FRMD7, whose product is annotated as FERM domain containing 7. The record is from RefSeq and is a predicted model, not a curated record. Bases 406 to 2502 code for a protein of 698 amino acids. NCBI's taxonomy places the organism in Eukaryota, Metazoa, Chordata, Mammalia, Primates, Hominidae. The transcript has 12 exons. Gene Ontology annotation, cellular component: neuronal cell body; neuron projection; growth cone. Gene Ontology annotation, biological process: regulation of neuron projection development.